This is a messenger RNA of Ziziphus jujuba (common jujube), 1197 nucleotides long. RefSeq names its product floricaula/leafy homolog. Gene Ontology annotation, molecular function: DNA binding. NCBI's taxonomy places the organism in Eukaryota, Viridiplantae, Streptophyta, Magnoliopsida, Rosales, Rhamnaceae. Gene Ontology annotation, biological process: regulation of DNA-templated transcription. The record is from RefSeq and is marked provisional.
AUGGAUUCCGACCCUUUCACGGCUAGCCUGUUCAAGUGGGACCCACGCGGCGGCAUGGUCGUACAGCCUAGCCGGUCGAUCAUGGAGCCACUGCAAGCAGCAACACAGCACACUGGUUCGUUGCCUGCGUCGGCGGCCACUGCAUACUCAGUCAGGCAGUUGGGUGGUCUGGAAGAGCUGUUUCAGGCUUACGGUAUCAGAUCGAAGAUAGCUGAGCUUGGAUUCACCGUGAGCACGCUGUUAGAUAUGAAAGACGACGAGCUCGACGAGAUGAUGAACAGCCUCUCUCAGAUAUUUCGGUGGGAGCUGCUCGUCGGUGAACGAUACGGUAUUAAAGCUGCUGUUCGAGCUCACAGGAGACGCCUCGACGACGAUGACUCCCGUCGGCGACACCUCAUCGUCUCUGAUACUCCCACCAACGCCCUCGAUGCACUCUCACAAGAAGGACUGUCGGAGGAGCCGGUGCAAGAAGAGAAGGAGGUGGUGGGGAGUGUUGGCGGAGGGAUGUGGGAGGUGGUGGCAGCAGGAGAAAGGAAGAAGAAGCAGCGCCGAAGCUUGAAGGUUCACCGGAAAACGGUGGUGGAAAAUCAUGAAAAUGAUGCCGACGAUGAGGACGACGAAGAUGACGAUAAUGGAAACGGAAACGGACAUGGUGGAAUCAGUGAGAGACAAAGAGAGCAUCCGUUCAUCGUGACGGAGCCUGGGGAAGUGGCACGUGGCAAAAAGAACGGUCUGGAUUAUCUCUUCCACCUCUACGAGCAGUGUCGUGAUUUCUUGAUUCAGGUCCAGAAUAUUGCCAAGGAGCGAGGUGAAAAAUGCCCCACUAAGGUUACAAACCAGGUGUUUAGAUAUGCAAAGAAAGCAGGAGCAAGCUACAUAAACAAGCCGAAAAUGCGACACUAUGUGCACUGCUAUGCGCUGCAUUGCCUAGACGAGGAAGCAUCGAAUGCCCUCCGGCGAGCAUUGAAGGAAAGAGGCGAGAAUGUCGGGGCGUGGAGGCAGGCAUGCUAUAAGCCAUUAGUGGCCAUUGCGGCAAGACAAGGUUGGGACAUUGAUUCCAUCUUCAAUGCACAUCCUCGUCUCUCUAUUUGGUAUGUUCCCACAAAGCUUCGACAGCUUUGUCACGCCGAGCGCAACAAUGCAACGCUUGCUGCUUCUAGCUCUGUCUCUACCGGGGCUGAUCACUUGCCCUUUUGA